GCCUGCUGUGCGCUGCGCUAAGCUUUACCACUGCGGAGGAGGACCGUGUAAGCAGUGCGAAGAAAACGACAGGAGGAGGCAAAAUGGCAGCAGCCCUGAAAGAGAGGUUUGAGAAAUUUUUGCACGAGAAGAAUGUUGUCACUGAUGUGUUGCAGAAGAUCGAGAGCAAAACGGGAGUGAGCCGGUUGUACAUUGCUUUAGCUGUCAUUGCCAUCAUCUCUGUGUAUCUCGUCAUUGGAUAUGGUGCGUCUCUUCUUUGCAACCUUAUUGGAUUCGUUUAUCCAUCCUACAUUUCAAUCAAAGCUAUUGAAAGCACAAACAAAGAUGAUGACACAAAAUGGCUGACCUACUGGGUGGUAUAUGGAGUUUUUAGUGUUGCAGAAUUCUUUGCGGACAUCUUCUUGUCUUGGUUUCCCUUCUACUACAUUGGCAAGUGUGCUUUCCUGGUAUGGUGUAUGGCCCCCACACCAUCCAAUGGCUCUAUCCUGAUCUACACUCGUGUCAUUCGCCCCUUUUUUCUGAAACAUGAGCAUGACAUGGAUCGUGUGGUAAAGGAUCUGAAAGAUAAGGCUGCAGGAGCUGCAGAUACUGUUACCAGUGAAGCUAAGAAAGCUGCAGCACACAUAAUGUUUGAAGAAAAGAAGAGCUCAUAAAAAUUAAGACGACAGACGCCUUAUUUAACAUAUAAAAUCUUAAUUACUGGAGGAUUGCUGGACAAAAGCGAAAUAAAUGUUGCCUUGAUUUUUUUCUACAACCCAGAAGUUUAAGACUUUUGCCCUAUUGUUGUUGUCUGUGUGUCAGGUAGCAAAGAAGCAGACCAUUUUGGUGCACUGGCAAAUAAAUGCCAUGGCUUCUGGUAAAGCAAUUUCAGUCUCUUAUGCUUAGGAAAUCAUUGUCCUUCUCUUGUAAAAUAAAAUAAAUCAACCAAAAAAUGUG
Molecule: messenger RNA, 936 nt
Organism: Polypterus senegalus (gray bichir)
Lineage: Eukaryota; Metazoa; Chordata; Cladistia; Polypteriformes; Polypteridae
Gene: reep5
Product: receptor accessory protein 5
Exons: 5
Coding region: 84-653 (189 amino acids)
Source: RefSeq, a predicted model, not a curated record